AUGGCAGCACAGCCACCCCCCACAGGUCAGCCCCAGGCUCAAGUGCAGAUGAUCCAGAUUACCAGUCAUGUCCUACCAUUUAGACCAACAGUAGUACAACCUAUGGUCUAUACUGCUAAUGGUUUUAUGUGCCCAUUUGCAGCUAGUACAUCACUCUAUCCAGUAACUGCUGUAAGACCUGUCAAGAUGGAGAUACCAGGAUCUACCACAGACUGGGCUAAAGCUGCUACUCAAGGGAUCAGUAUUCCUUAUGGUUACUCCACUAGUUUUUUACCUGUGGAUCAAGGUUUAAGACCUACUACAUAUCCCUUUUUAAUGCCAGGACAAUAUGUAGCUCAAAUGUUCUUAUCCCUCAACAGUUUAUCUUCAUUUGGUACACCAGUAGCACCUAAUGCUACAGUACACCCUAAUUCAGGUAAAAUAGCUCCACAACAGAAGGAUAAGAAACCUCAUAUAAAGAAACCAUUAAAUGCCUUCAUGCUCUUUAUGAAGGAGAAAAGAGCUGAAGUGAUUAAAGAAUGUACUUUAAAAGAGUCAGCAGCUAUUAAUCAAAUAUUAGGGAAAAAGUGGCAUCAAUUAGAUAAAUCUGAACAAGCUAAAUAUUAUGAGAUGGCUCGCGAAGAAAGAGAAGAAAGAGCUAAACACAUGCAGAUGUAUCCAGGUUGGUCAGCUCGUGAUAAUUAUGCUAUUCACAAAAAGAGAAGAAAGAAGAGACCAAAAACAACUGCUAAUGAGGAAGGCAGUAUGAAUGAGGGUGUGGCAUCAAAAAGACCUAAAUCAGAAGACAAUCCUGAUAAUCCUCGUAAGUGUCGGGCAAGAUAUGGAAUGGAACAACAACACAUGUGGUGUGGACCUUGUAGGAGAAAAAAGAAAUGUAUACGAGCUGAUGACGAUGAUGAAAGGUCACAAACAAAAGACGAUGAUGAAAUUGAUGAUAACAAACAAGAGGUUGUUUCUUUAACUGUUAGUGGUACAGAAGCUACUGUUAGUGAAUCAAAACCAAACAUCACUGCAUCAUCAUCAGCUCUCUCAUCUCUUCAUAUUAAAACUGAAGUAGCUACUUGA
Messenger RNA from Gigantopelta aegis, 1065 nucleotides. Its product is annotated as transcription factor 7-like. Gene Ontology annotation, molecular function: DNA-binding transcription factor activity, RNA polymerase II-specific; RNA polymerase II cis-regulatory region sequence-specific DNA binding. Gene Ontology annotation, biological process: regulation of transcription by RNA polymerase II; canonical Wnt signaling pathway. Lineage: Eukaryota; Metazoa; Mollusca; Gastropoda; Neomphalida; Peltospiridae. The record is from RefSeq and is a predicted model, not a curated record. Gene Ontology annotation, cellular component: beta-catenin-TCF complex.